CAACAAGAUAUAUGCGUACCUUUCUCCCACGCAUUUGAUUAGUUUCAGAGGACGCGUGUGUGUGUGACACAUGUGUGUGUUCAUGCGCGCGCUUGUGCGUAUUUGCGCGCACAGCUCUGUAUCCUGUGCGCCAGGCGCUGUUCACAUCUGGUCUUGGCGGGGACGAGAGUUGCGGGGGAGGGGUUGAGCAUUUGUGUGUGUGAGUGAGUGUGUGUGCUCUGCGCCUGAACCCUGCGUUUUGUGCACGUCUGUAAUUUGCACCAGAUGACCAAUUGGGGGAUGGAGCAUUCUGGAGAGGUAAGCGUUCCUCACACGGCAUAACAUCGCAGCGCACAAAUGAACUUAGUGUAUGGACAACACUGCAUAACCAUGGAUCCAGACACUUCUGCACACUAAACUUGUGCAGAGAAACUUCCGCUCCCCAUUUUCUGGAGCAACAAGUGGAUAAUGGAUAUAUCAGACGCAAAAGUGAGAGUGGAGAGUCGGGGUAACUGCACUUAAACACAAAGGGGAAUGCUGCAUCAGAAGGUUGCUCCAACUGCCGUUUGGGAAUGGAUACCGGUCAUUUUGUGGCGGUCAUCUGCUUUCUCCUCUUUUCCUGUGAUGGGCUCCUCUCACCCGCAAGCGGCUUCUGUCCGGAGCGCUGCGAUUGCCAGCACGCGCAGCACCUCCUCUGCACAAACCGAGGGCUUCGCGCGGUACCCAAGGUGCCCUCCUCGUGGGUCCCAGAGGACGUACUUGUCUUCAGUCUCGGGGGAAACUUCAUUGGUAACAUCACUGCCUUCGACUUCACUCGGUAUGGAAAUCUUAUAAGGUUGAACUUACAGUAUAAUCAAAUACAGACCAUUCACCCUAAAGCGUUUGAAAAGCUCUCCAAAUUGGAGGAGCUGUAUUUGGGCAACAAUCUGAUAUCAACAAUACCUCCAGGAAUGUUACAGUCACUGAAAAAACUGACAACUUUGUAUGGCAAUAACAAUAACAUGAAGAAGAUCACUCCAGAGGUGUUUGGUAACUUGGAAAGCGUUGUGAGGCUGAGGUUGGAUGGGAACGCCAUAGAACUGUUACAGGACUCAGUCUUCAAGAGCUUGACCAAUCUGCAUUAUCUCCAUCUAGAAUCCAACCAGCUGAGCCACAUUCACAGAAAUGCCUUUUCCAAGCUCAUCAAACUGCGCUUUCUCAACCUGGCGCAGAACAAACAGGCGGCCGUGCGUAAUGUGUUUACAUUUUCCCAGCUCAGGUCACUGUCUACUCUGCUGCUCUCUGAAAAUGAAAUACAAUACGUCGGAAACCACGUUUUCCAAAAUCUGAAAAAGCUAUCUAAACUAUCCCUCAGCAAUAACAACAUCUCCCGGUUGGAGAGCGAGGCUUUGAAGGGGUUGUCAAGCGUGAGAGAGUUUCUGAUGGAUGGGAACGAGCUGGAAGAUAUUCCCGCGGGACUUCUUGACCCGCUGGAGCAAAUCGAGGAGCUGGACUUUAGUCGCAACCACAUUUCCACCGUGAACCCGAUGGCUUUUAAAAAACUACAGCACCUGAGGGUUUUAAAACUCAAAGACAACCGGCUCACGAGCCUCUCCGGUCACAUUUUCGCCCUCAACAGCCGCCUUUACGAUUUGGAUCUCCAUGGCAACAACUGGACGUGUGACUGCCGCCUGAGCGAGCUGAAACAGUGGAUGACGUCGGCACACUCUCAAGGGAAGCUGCUGACUGUUUUCGUGCAGUGUCAUCACCCAGCGACACUGAACGGGAAGUAUCUGGAUUAUGUCAACAGCUCCCAGUUACAGACCCAAGAGAAUUGGAGCCACUUGUGUGAGACCCAAAUUGGGCCUGAGGAGAGCAGAGGUGGGGGGGUCCUGGAGAAGGAGGUGGAGGAGAGGAUGAUGAGAGAGGGGGAGGUGAGGAAGGAUGUAGAAGAGCAGAGGGGAAUUGGGACUAGAGAAGGAGUGGAGAUGAAGGCAAUAGAGGAAGAGAACAGGGGUAGAGAGGAAGAGGAGAGAACGGAGGGAGCACAGGAAGUAGGUAUCCCUCAGGAACAGGGAGGGCCAGAGGAGCGGGACAAAUCCCUGUCGUUGGACAGGAAAAGGAGGAAGAAAAUAUCCGUUAGCCCCAGGUCGCGACCUUCUGCCAGGAAGCGUGAGAAAGGGAGGCGGGGUUCCGUUCUGGGCCGUGGUAUUCCUCAAACACAAGCUCCUUUGCUCAUCAACCCCAUGGACCCAACCACAACCGUGCCUCAGACACUUGACAGCCAAAAUAGCCAUGGAAACCGUCUCAGUGGACCAAUCACAGAGCUGCUCACCACCUCAGAGGAGCGGUUUGACCUUCUCAGAGGCGGUCAGGAGUAUGGUCUACCAGUAAUGACAGACCCCUGUAUGUUCAACCGUCACUUUCUCACCAACGUGACCGUCGACCAGGUCGCCUCCAGCACGGCCACAGUCCACUGGACCACACGCCACCACCUCCGAUUCACACCGGGAUCCGGACUGGGACUAGACGAGGUCCACUACCGCUUGCUGUUCGACCGGUUCGGGACAUCUGGCCGUUUUCCUCGCUAUGUGUAUGCCCGUGGCGGGGCGCGGUCGGUGAUGUUACGAGAACUCCGCCCAGAAGUCACCUACAUGGUGUGUGUGGAGGGGGUGGUGGGAGGGGCCGUGUGUCAGGUGGCACCCAGAGACCACUGCGCUGGAUUGGUCACUCUCCCAGAGGAGUCUCGUCCCCAAGGGACACUGACUUCCAAUCUCCACCUAGUCACCAUUGCAACGCUGGCCAUCAACGCCAUCCUCCUGCUGGUGAUUGGUGGAGCCUGGCUAGGGCAGACUUUGAGGCGGAAGCUGAAAAGGAGGAAGUCGGCGGUGCAUGUGCGUCACAUGUACUCCACGCGGCGACCGUUCCGCGGCUCUAUGGCAACGACGGCGGCUGUGUCGACUGACUUUACCAGUUUCCAGAGCAGCCGGCAACCACGGCUCGGAACCCUGGAGGAAGGGGGAGACCUCAUUGAGUUCUCCUGCGACCGUUUCCUUGACAACAGCCCCACCCGUAGAGACAACAGCAACAUGCAGAGGUUUUGUGAUUAGUAGAACCCUAGAGACAUACACUCUUAGAAAAAACAGUGGUACCUAGAACAAAAAAGGGUUGUCCUGUGGAGACAGCCAAAGAACCCCUUUGGAACUCGUUUUCUAAGAGUGUAGAACAUGAAAAACAAUUGCUCUGUGUGACCAAUAUAUACUAUUCAUGUUAUUGUGAGCCAUUAGAUAAUCCAAAAGUAGAACCCUUAUCUAGAACCUGAGAACACCAAGACACCAUUACAAGGAAGGAACAUCCUCAGGAGGAUGUCUAAGGUGCUGCAGAGAGAGAAACAGAACUAGACUGGAUUUGAACCUGCACUGUAGGGCACUUCACCACAAUAGCAGGACCACAACCAAGGUGUUAUGACCACACACACACACACACACACACACACACACACACACACACACACACACACACACACACACACACACACACACACACACACACACACACACACACACACACACACACACACACACACACACACACACACACACACACACACACACACACACACACACACACACACACACACACACUCUUCCCAGCACACCAUCUUAUGCUGUUAACAAGUCCCUGCGCCAAGAUGCAAUUGGAUGCAUCUUGGUGCAGAGAAAUCCCUCACAUAAUAAAGCCAUAAUAACAUGUGUCAUGUGACGUAGGCUACAGUUGUGCAGAGACGUUUUUAGGAUUUCCACAAAUGGGGAUCAUCUGUUAGCAGGUCUCAAUCAUUUUUGUUGCCUUUUACAAAACGCAUUUCAUGCAAUUCUACGUCAUUUACAUGAUAAAAGACAUUAGCUGAAUAUUUGUUAAUAACACACAAAUGACCUAAAUUAGUGGCUACUCUAACACUGUCAAACUGAGAUCAAUCUGGUCUUGAAUUCAAACAAACAACAGCCCUGACCAAUGAAGCAACACACACAUUGUACAAUAUUAGGAGACAAUAUAUAUAUAUAUGUAUAUAUUAUAGGCUACAGUAGGGUACUAAAUGACAUGUCCAGUGCCACACUGACUCACCUAAUGAUGAAGAUGUAGCCAUAAGAUACUACUCAUGGUGAUGGCCGAUGGUCUCCUCUUGGCAACAGCUUAUCUCAAGAUGAGCUACUUUGAAAAACAUUGCUGCUGUUGCUGGGAGUUGUUCUAUUGGUUCUACAGAUAGACUAGUCUUCUCUUUUCAGUGGUAUGCAUUUGCUUUCCAAACUUGACAUUUUUCCUGCAAUUGUCUUUAGAAAUUUUCAAAAGUCAAACAGACAGCUACAACCAACCAUAGUAAUAUAAUCUAUAUAAUUGUACAAUCAAAUCAGGACUUGCAGCCACUGCUAGUGUACCCAUCAGUUGAAUAGUCAAAUUGCCAGGGUAAGAGGUUCCAAAACUCUGUGGAUUAUUUGUCUAUGGCCCAAAACGCAACAAGUUGUAUAUUUGCGUGCGCAUGCUGGCCAAAUCGCGGCCUUCCCGACUGUAGGCAACCAGUAACUGCCAAAAUAAAGGAAACACUUGAGUAAAUGAGGACUACAAAUAAUAUGUCGUGCUGUGGGUGCAUUUUCCCGGCAUGGUUUAGGUCCACUUAUAGACUCUAUGUCAAGGAGCAUUGAAGCUGUUCUGGCAGCUCAUAGUGGCCAAACACCCUUUUAAGACACUUGGCUAAAAUAAUAAUAAACAAAUAAUAGCAAAAAAAGUAAUAUUAUAAUAUACAUUUAAAUGAUUGCCUCUUGGGCAAUAAUUGGCCAGCCUAAUUGGCCAGUCACAUGUAUUUAUUAUGCAGUUACCAAUCAAGGCAGGGCCCCCCAGUUAUCCACAUGUGCCCCCCCCUACCUAUUCUUCUCCUCCCACCUGACGAUUAUCAGAGCAGCAUCAGGCUGUCUACUCUCAUUGAGGGCCGGCUCCUGAAUCGAUCCGGGGGUUUUUAUUUUUUUAUUUAACCUUUAUUUAACUGGUUGGCGGUCGCAGUAAAAAUGAUAUAUAUGACGUAUAUAGCAUAUACUGUAUAUAUACUAUAUGCAGUAUAUCAUUAUUUUAUUUUGCAUUUCUUUUUUUGCUGCCUUUUGGGCCCCCCACGGCCCUGGGCCAAGGAGCUUCAACCCCGGUAAUCCCCUGCAUUAAUCUGGCCCUGGUAUGCAGCCCUGGUUAUGACCCCAGCAGAGUCACAGUCAGGGCUGUGCUAUGGCCACUGCAGAACCACAGUUAGGGUGGUGUUAUGACCCCAGCAGAGAAACAGUUAGGGUGGUGUUAUGACCACAGCAGAACCACAGUUAGGGUGGUGUUAUGACCCCAGCAGAGCCACAGUUAGGGUGGUGUUAUGACCCCAGCAGAGAAACAGUUAGGGUGGUGUUAUGACCACAGCAGAACCACAGUUAGGGUGGUGUUAUGACCACAGCAGAGCAACAGUUAGGGUGGUGUUAUGACCCCAGCAGAGCCACAGUUAGGGCUGUGUUAUGACCACAGCAGAGCCACCGUUAGGGUGGUGUUAUGACCACAGCAGAGCAACAGUUAGGGUGGUGUUAUGACCACAGCAGAGCCACCGUUAGGGUGGUGUUAUGACCACAGCAGAACCACAGUUAGGGUGGUGUUAUGACCACAGCAGAGCAACAGUUAGGGUGGUGUUAUGACCCCAGCAGAGCAACAGUUAGGGUGGUGUUAUGACCCCAGCAGAGCCACAGUUAGGGUGGUGUUAUGACCACAGCAGAACCACAGUUAGGGUGGUGUUAUGACCACAGCAGAGCCACAGUUAGGGUGGUGUUAUGACCACAGCAGAGUCACAGUUAGGGUGGUGUUAUGACCCCAGCAGAGCCACAGUUAGGGUGGUGUUAUGACCACAGCAGAGUCACAGUUAGGGUGGUGUUAUGACCACAGCAGAACCACAGUUAGGGUGGUGUUAUGACCACAGCAGAGCCACAGUUAGGGUGGUGUUAUGACCACAGCAGAACCACAGUUAGGGUGGUGUUAUGACCACAGCAGAACCACAGUUAGGGUGGUGUUAUGACCACAGCAGAGAAACAGUUAGGGUGGUGUUAUGACCACAGCAGAACCACAGUUAGGGUGGUGUUAUGACCACAGCAGAGCCACAGUUAGGGUGGUGUUAUGACCACAGCAGAACCACAGUUAGGGUGGUGUUAUGACCAGGGUUGUCUUUGUGGGUGACCAAACAGCUGAGCUCAUCAGUGCUGAUCCAGACUCUACAGGAAGUCAAUCCCACUGACUUCCUCGACUUCCUCUAAGCCUCAUGCAUUUCCUUUCCCAUUUCCUUGCACCUGUGUGUGUGUGUGUGUGUGUGUGUGUGUGUGUGUGUGUGUGUGUGUGUGUGUGUGUGUGUGUGUGUGUGUGUGUGUGUGUGUGUGUGUGUGUG
Molecule: messenger RNA, 6406 nt
Organism: Oncorhynchus gorbuscha (pink salmon)
Lineage: Eukaryota; Metazoa; Chordata; Actinopteri; Salmoniformes; Salmonidae
Product: TLR4 interactor with leucine rich repeats-like
Exons: 1
Coding region: 552-3068 (838 amino acids)
Cellular component (GO): extracellular matrix
Molecular function (GO): protein binding
Source: RefSeq, a predicted model, not a curated record